Messenger RNA from Rhopalosiphum maidis (corn leaf aphid), 2386 nucleotides. It is a transcript of the gene Smu1, whose product is annotated as WD40 repeat-containing protein SMU1. Gene Ontology annotation, cellular component: precatalytic spliceosome. Gene Ontology annotation, biological process: mRNA splicing, via spliceosome. The transcript has 10 exons. Bases 206 to 1738 code for a protein of 510 amino acids. Gene Ontology annotation, molecular function: protein binding. NCBI's taxonomy places the organism in Eukaryota, Metazoa, Arthropoda, Insecta, Hemiptera, Aphididae. The record is from RefSeq and is a predicted model, not a curated record.
UGGCAUGUGGUUAUCAGGCCGUACUGUAUUCGCCGCUUUUUAGUGUCACGAAUUAAAAAUAUUCAAUUAAAAUCAAUGCAAAUCCUGAAAUGAGUUUUAAUUUCAAUAAUAUAUAAUAAUUCACAUUCUAUUUACUGACUGCCAUAGUUAUAGUUUUAGCCAAACUCUUGUCUAAUUUAAGUACAGUUAACUCAACUCCUGAAAAAUGUCUAUUGAAAUCGAGUCUGCUGAUGUCAUCAGACUUAUACAGCAAUAUUUAAAGGAAUCAAAUCUAAUGAAAUCUUUGCAAACUCUUCAAGAAGAAACCAGUGUAUCGUUAAACACAGUAGAUAGUAUCGAUGGUUUUGUCGCAGAUAUACACAACGGUCAUUGGGAUACAGUGUUAAAAGCAGUACAGUCUUUGAAAUUACCUGAUAGUAAAUUAAUCGAUUUGUAUGAACAAGUUGUAUUUGAACUAAUAGAGUUACGUGAACUUGGAGCUGCUCGAUCACUAUUGCGUCAAACUGAUCCUAUGAUUGCUUUAAAACAACAUGAACCUGAUCGUUAUAUACACCUUGAAAAUCUUCUAGCUCGGUCUUAUUUUGAUCCUCGUGAAGCAUAUCCUGAAGGCACAUCUAAAGAAAAACGUAGGAUUGCUAUUGCUCAAUCAUUAGCUGGUGAAGUAUCUGUAGUACCAUCAUCAAGACUCUUAGCACUAUUAGGUCAAGCAUUAAAGUGGCAACAACAUCAGGGUCUUCUACCUCCAGGUACUUCAAUUGAUUUAUUUAGAGGUAAAGCAGCAGUUCGUGAUCUUGAGGAAGAAACAUUCCCUACUCAACUAUUUAAACAAAUUAAAUUUAUCCAAAAGAGCCACGUUGAAUGUUCUAGAUUUUCCCCAGAUGGCCAGUUUUUGGUGACUGCCACAGUUGAUGGAUUUAUUGAAGUAUACAAUUUUGUUACAGGAAAAAUUAGAAAAGAUCUUAAAUAUCAAGCUCAAGAUAAUUUUAUGCUUAUGGAAGAUGCUGUACUAAGUUUAAAUUUUUCUCGUGAUAGUGAAAUGCUGGUGUCUGGCUCUCAGGGUGGAAAGGUGACUGUUUGGAAAAUAAUGACAGGACAAGUAAUGCGAAAAUUUGAAAAAGCUCAUGUACUAGGAAUUACUUGUGUACAAUUUUCUCGAGAUAAUACACAAAUUUUAACUGGUUCAUUUGAUAUGACUAUAAGAAUUCAUGGCUUGAAGUCAGGUAAAACGCUUAAAGAAUUUAGAGGACACACGUCAUUUGUUAAUGAAGUCGUUUAUACUGUUGAUGGUCAUAGUGUAAUAAGUGCGUCUAGUGAUAGUACUGUAAAAGUAUGGAGUGUAAAAACAACAGAAUGUACACACACCUUUAAAUCCAUGGGAGCAGCCGAUGUAGCUGUCAAUAAUGUACAUCUUUUCCCUAAAAAUCAAGAUCAUUUUGUUGUUUGUAACCGUUCAAAUACUAUUGUAAUUAUGAACAUGCAAGGCCAAAUCGUUAGAUCAUUUACAAGUGGUAAACGUGAAGGUUGCAAUUUUGUAUGUUCCACGGUAUCACCUAGGGGAGAUUGGAUAUAUGCAGUUGCUGAAGAUUAUAACUUGUACUGUUUUUCUUUAAACAGUGGGAAAUUGGAAAAAACCUUACAAAUACACGAAAAAGACGUCAUUGGACUAACACAUCAUCCUCAUCAAAAUUUAUUAUGUACCUACUGUGAGGAUGGUAUGGUACGAUUAUGGAAACCUUAAAUUGUUUAUGUAUAUUAUCCUAAUAGUAUAAAAAGUAUGAUAUAAAUUCAAACAAAAAUUGGACUCAUUUAAUAACAUUUAAUGAUAAUUAUUUAAUAAAUAUAAAAUAUAGGUAAUGUGCUUUGAGUAUCAUAUUGUAAUUAAAUAAAAAUUAGUUUAAUUACUUUUUAAAUUUUAUUAAUUUACCUAUACGUAAUGUAUUGAAUGUGCACUGUAAACUAUAAUCUUUUAAUACUAAAUAUAUCUUGGACCAUACUUUUAUUAGUAAAUAAUGGUAAAACUAAUUUUUUCCUCUUUAAUAUUUAUAUAUACUCUAUUCCAAAUAAGAUCAGCCUUACGUAGCGAUCAGUUUUCUUCUGGGGAAGCGGUCAGGCUCCCCCACCUAGUAGUUGUUCGACUGCAGCUCUACCAGCGACGGAAGCCACGCCCAUACGCACAACUCGGCCGCCGAAGGCUGAUCUUAAUUAGAAUAGACUAUAGACUGAUUAUGAUUAUGUAUCCCCAAUAUUUUGCUUUAUUUAAAACCAACAUAUUCUGCCAUAGACAGACUAUACCGAAUAUAUAAUAAUACAGUCACUCAAUAAUUCAAAAUUCAGAAUUCAGAGAACCAAGCUAAAAAUUCAAUUUACCCAGUGUUCAAAUAAUCAA